Messenger RNA from Saccostrea cuccullata (small rock oyster), 1405 nucleotides. Its product is annotated as fibroleukin-like. Lineage: Eukaryota; Metazoa; Mollusca; Bivalvia; Ostreida; Ostreidae. The record is from RefSeq and is a predicted model, not a curated record. The transcript is spliced from 5 exons. Bases 235 to 807 code for a protein of 190 amino acids.
UUUCAGGUAAUGACAAAACAAUCCAUAGUUAGGCUACAUCGUACCACACAAUUUAGCUCCAACAAUUAACCAUUAAGUAUCAAGCAUGUAUCUUUGAAUUACUGUAUUUAUGCAUAAUGCGAUUACACCAUUUUCCCCCUUUUUACAGCAACCCUCUUAGACUGUAAGGAUCUUCGUAAUGAUGGUAACUCUAUUUCCGGGGUGUACGACAUUUACCCGUAUCGCACCAUUAUCAUGCCUGUCACUGUGUUCUGUGAUAUGACCACAAUGGGCGGGGGAUGGACGGCAAUUCAAAAACGAGUUGAUGGAUCCCUGAAUUUCUACAGGCUCUGGAAGGAUUAUAAAGAUGGUUUUGGUGUCCCAGAACAGGUUUACUGGAUAGGAAAUGACGUAAUUCAUCUGUUAACAAAAGAAAACAACUCGUUCCUGUAUGUUUCCAUCACUCUCGAGAAUGGUACAAAGUUGUAUGAAAUGUACGAUCGAUUCUCUGUCUCUGACGAAGCAGGAAAAUAUCAACUCUUUCUUGCAGGACCUGCCACGGGGACCUUAGGUGACAGUAUGUUGGACACAUCAGAUUCUAACCACGAAUUGUCAGGGAUGUACUUUACCACACCAGACAGAAAUAACGACAGAUAUAGUGUAUAUAACUGUGCUGUUAAUUAUGGUGGAGGCUGGUGGUAUAACUCAUGUCACGCGGCCUUCCUUAACGGGAAAUGGUCCCCGGCGACCUGGAAGGAUCCGUGGUAUCCUAUACUAAAGAGUGGAUCACUGAUCAGGGGAACAAUGAUGUUAAUAAAACGCCACUAGAUGGAUAUUCAAACUGGUUUAUACAACAAAUUUACAGAGACAGCCCAUUUGUCAAAUAAAAUAUUUCUGAUAAAAUAGACAUUCUUUUUAUAUUUAUUAUAGGAUUCUAUUCCUUUUUUUUCAAUAAUGUUAAUUAUCCCAUGUUUAGCCUUUAUCACAUUGAUAUAGCUCAUGUGAUAGUGAUUUUGUAUCCUACAGUUGUGACGUCAUAAUGGAUAUGCCAAAGGAAGUGAAAUAAAGUGGAGUCCUCUAUAUACAAAACUGUGUAAAACAUCAAUUGUGAAGUAAACAUGGGAUGAAAAGAAUUUCCCAUGAUAUUUUUAUUGGAUAUGAUCGGGUCUAAAAAUCACACAGUUUGUUGGAAAAAAAAUAAUAUCCAACUGCAAAUCAUGGCAGAUCCUUCAUAAAUCAUAUAGAAAAAAAAAAAUAAAAGAUUAUGCUUUGAGUAGGUUUUGAGGUUGAACUAUCUCCUGAAGGAAUAUGAAUUUUGUUAAUUUUCUUAAGCGAAUUUUUCCAAUAAAAACUACAUUAUUUGUGUUGUAAUAAAUUGAAAAUCAGACAUGUUUUGUUCUUUUUUACGAACACUGCAAAAUGAAGA